AACCAGGAAUGAAUGAAUGACUUUGAAUAGCCAGUUUAAUUGUUGGUUUGAAUUUUCCUCUUCUUUUUUCCUUUUUCUCUUCUGCCCGUCUUCUUUUUAAGCUUAAAAAAAAAAAAAAAGGUCGGAGCGCCCAGGAAAAAAAGAUUGCGGAUGGUUGAUCGGGUGCAGAGGAAGAAGGAAGGCUAUUUGGAUGGGGGGGCGGCGGAGUGAGAGGGCGGCUUGAGGUCCUGGGAGAUUUCAGAAACAGAAAUUGGCAGCAGAAGACCAGAAGAGAGUCUCUCUCUCUCUCUCUCUCUCUCUCUCUCCCCCCCCCUCCGUCUCUCCCCCUUUCUUUCUCUUUCCUUCUCUCUCUUUUUCUCUUUCCUUUCUCUUUCUCUUUCCCUUCCUCUCUUUCCUUUCUCUUUUUUUCUUUCGUUUUCCUUCUCUCUCUUCACUUCUCUCUCUCUCUCCUCUCUUCCUUUCCCUUUCAAUCUCUCUCUCUCUCUCUCUCUCUUUGAGUUGCGCCCACCGCCUUCUCGGCUGAAGGAUGACACCAACGGCAUUCUUCGGUAGGAUUAUCCGGCACCCUUGGUUUCCCCCUCGGCUGCCGCCUCGGCGUCACGCGGCGACCUCCAGCGUCCUUCUUCUAAAAGGGGAAGCCAGGAGCCAGGGAGGGUGUUUAGGUUGUGCGUGUGUGGACGGGCCUCGAGAGUGGUGCACGGCGGGGAAUCCUUCCUUCCCACGCCGCUCGUUUAAAGCAGGCGGAAAGACGGCGAUCUAUUCCGCCGGUCGAUUUAUUUCCGACCGCUUGGUUUUCGUUUCUUUUCUAGGGUAAACGCGAUUCUUCCUCCGUUACCGCCAGCUAAGGUUCCCCCAAAAAAAGUCGCGGCGACUUUCCACUUUUGAAAGCUCCGAUCUAUUGUAACUCUUAAGAGGUGUCUUGCAUCGGAUGCGGCCGCCAUGGACGAAAGCGGGGUAGCCCGGAGCAUCUGGGAUGGAGACGCCAAAGCCGUCCAGCAGUGCCUGACGGACAUUUUCACCAGCGUCUACACCACCUGCGACAUCCCGGAGAACGCCAUCUUCGGCCCCUGCGUGCUCAGCCACACCUCGCUCUACGACAGCAUCGCUUUUGUCGCGCUCAAGUCCACGGACAAGAGGACCGUCCCCUAUAUAUUCCGGGUGGAUACUUCGGCGGCCAACGGCUCCUCCGAAGGCCUGAUGUGGCUUCGCUUGGUCCAGUCGGCUCGGGACAAAGAGGAGCAAAACCUGGAGGCCUACAUCAAGAACGGACAGUUGUUUUACCGCUCCCUGCGGAGGAUUGCCAAAGACGAGGAGUUGUUGGUGUGGUACGGGAAGGACCUGACCGAGCUGUUGCUGCUGAGCCCUGCGAGGUCCCAGGGCAAGAUGAAGGCUUCGUCUCCGCACACCUGCCUGGACUGCGGCCAGCGUUUCCAAUUCGAGUUCCCCUACGUGGCGCACCUGCGGUUCCGCUGCCCCAAGAGGUUGCCCGGGGCGGACAGCAGCCCAGCCGAGGACCCCAGCCCUAAAAACAGCAGCCCCAAGGAGCACGAAGGCGCCGGCAAGUUCCACGGCAAACAGGUCGGGGGUCAGCCCCAGAUCCAGCCCCCCACCCACCGCCACCACUACCACUGCGGCCCGGAUAGCAACGGCGGCGUGACCAAGCCGUCCACGGAUUUCCACAACUUGGCCAGAGAGCUGGAGAACUCGCGACCCAGCAACGGCAGCGGGUCUCCCCCCGGGAGCCGGGAGCAGCCGGCGUCCAGCCUCGACGGCCACGCCAGCCCCGGAGCCAAAGCUAAACGGAAAUACUCCGGAGGUGACACGCUGGCCGAAGAGCGAGGUUCGUCGGGGGCCCGGGGGCGCUUGGAGAGGCCGAUCCCUUCGUCGCCCAAGGAGGACCUGGUCUGCACCCCGCAGCAGCAAUACCGGCCGGCGGGGAGUUACUACGGCUUGGACGACGCCAGCCGCCUCUACCGGCCGCCCAGCCCGGACACCGGCGACGCCAAGAGAAGCGCCUUCGUGGAGGUGAAGAAAGCCUCGCGCGGCGUGGAGAACGGAGCCGGAGGGGACGAGGAGAAAGAGCGCGGAUCCCCAGCAGGAGGCGGCGGAGGCGCCUCCUCCGCCGCGGACAAGCCUAACCCUCUCCCCUCGCUGCUGGGCGGCCGCUCCGGAGGAAGCGCCUUCUCCACCGUGCCCUCCUCGCAGCCCUCCGGCGGCGCGGUCAACCCCGAGGAGCGCAAGAGCGCUUUCUCGCAGCCGGCGCGCUCCACUUUCUCGGCGCAGCUAGUGCUGGGACAGAAGCUGAGCGCUCUGGUGGAAGGAGGAGGAGGAGGAGGAGGUGUUGGUGUUGGUGGUGGAGGAGGAGGCGGCUGCCACCCGGGCGCAGAAGGAGCCGCGCGUCUUUACGCAUCGGAGCCACUCAAGCUGUCCGGUGCGUCUGGAGAGCUUGGCAACGGGGCAGCUGCGCCUGGAAGCACAGGAGGAGGAGGAGGAGGCGAAGGAGCCGGCGGAGGGGUCGGGCCCGGAGGAGGAGGAGGUGGUGGUCUGCCCAAGCAAAGCCCCUUCCUCUACGCCACCACUUUCUGGCCCAAGAGCUCGGCGGCGGCCGGGGCCGCUGCGGCUGCUGCGGCGGCCGCGGGCCCCCUCCAGCUCCAGCUGCCUUCGGCCCUGACGCUGCUGCCGCCCUCCUUCACCUCGCUCUGCCUGCCGGCUCAGAACUGGUGCGCCAAGUGCAACGCCUCUUUCCGCAUGACGUCCGACCUGGUGUACCACAUGCGCUCCCACCACAAGAAGGAGUACGCGCUGGAGCCGCUGGUGAAGAGGCGGCGGGAGGAGAAGCUCAAGUGCCCCAUUUGCAACGAGUCCUUCCGCGAGCGCCACCACCUCUCGCGGCACAUGACGUCGCACAACUGAAUCCACAACCACCCAGACCCGGCGCUGCUGCGCUUGCACCCGGGAUCCCCCCACACACGCACCCAUCCCAUACACGCAGACGCGCCGCCGGCCCUUCGCUUCUGCAGCUGGCACCUUUGCUCUUUAUGCAAGGAUUGCGGGGCGUGGAUGGCGUGGAGUUUGUUUGGUUUGUUUGUUUUUUGCAAGGCGUGGACUCAAGGACGGUGGAUCCCAGAGGGAGGAGGAGAUCGUGGCUUAUUAAAAUGUGUGGUGUAAAGCAAGGGUGUCUCCAACCUUGGCAACUUUUAAGACUUGCGGACUUCAACUCUCACAAGUCUUUAAAGUUGCCAAGGAUGGAGACCCCAGGUGUAAAGGCGCCCAAAGAGUUGGAGGGAAGGAGAGUGUGUAAGUAGAGAGAUGCAAAGAAUGCGACAUGCUUGCAGGGCCUUGUGGGAGGUGUGCAUGCUCCCAGGCGUGUAAAAAAAAAAUUAAUAAUAAUACAAAGCACGGUUAUAAGUACAAAAAAAAAAAAUACAAUGUCAGCAAAAGAGACCAUGGUGGUGGGAUCAUUUAAUUCUGAGCCGUCUUAUCGGUGCAUUUCUGGAAUGACAAAACAAAAACCCUUACAUGUUAGCGGUUGCAAAAGUCUUUGAUUUUUAGGAAUACUCCAUCCAUCUUUUCAAUCUGGCCAGUGGAUGACGGGAGGGGGGGGGUUGAAAAGAAAAACGUUGGCAUGUCACUGCUUCUAAAUUGCAUUUUGGAGCACCCAUAAAGAAUGAGUGGCCGGAGGCCAUAUACCCAUAUAGCAAGAGGGCCCAACGCUGGGCUUGUGCAACAAGUUAAUCCUGGCUUGUUUGUGUUUUAGUUUAUAAAUUGCAAUUGGCAGAAGUCAGCGCCUCGCUAAACCACGGUAUGCAAACCACAAGGGGGCAGCUCAUACAACGCCGGAAUCUACAAACAAUGUUGGCUUGUUGUGCUACAGGAACAUAGAGAAUACCUUGUCUAAACUGGGAUUUCUAGCUUUGGGCUAAGUUGAAAUGUGGCUGGUUACAGUGGUUUAUUGCAGGGGUCUCCAGCCUUGGCAACUUUAAGACUUGUGGACUUCAAUUCCCAGAGUCCACAGGUCUUAAAGUUGCCAAGGUUGGAGACCCCUGGUUUAUUGUACGUUUACAUGUUUAUGUAAACUCAGCCAGGAUAGUUUGUAACCUUGCAUGAAUUCACUCAAGGAUGGCUUCAAGAAACCAGGAUGUACAACGGAAUGAACCUAGUCUAGAGUUUCCUUUCUCUGUAACAAAAUGGGCAGAUUCUGGGACUAUUUGUUUGGGUAUCUCAUGCAGCUGCAUUUUUUUGGCCUCCUUGGCUAUUAAAAAAAAAUGCAUUGAGUGGAAAAAUCUUCCAAAGCCCCAUUCAGGUGUCAUUUUGGUCUCCCUAAACUCAUGGAAAAAUGACUUUGUUCAUUAGAUGCGCUGCUCCCGUGGAACAGAAAUUGUAGGACAUUACCAAGCCAACCCCAUAGAUAUUUGGGGCGGGGGAGUUGUGGUGAGGUUUCCAGUGCUAUCUUAGGAAUAUGCACAUCAGCCUAUGGAAAUAAAUAAGCAUAUUUCUCUUUUAAUGCAAAGAAUGUGACCCCCGCUACUGGUUUCCUUACAUAAAUCGAGGCAAUGAUAAAUGAGGAAAGGGAGUGAAUAGGUAGAAAGAGGUACGCUUAUGAACCGAGCUUUGAAGCUUUACUCCCUGUAAGUGAAAACAUAAGGAGGUUAGUAGAGUUAGAAUCUAAAACCACCUACUUGUGAGUAAUCCAUAAGUAACCCUUUCAACAGCUGGCAGUUGUGCUGUGCUGUGCUGGAGCACAGCAGAGCAUAAAACAGGUUUUUGCAGCUAGAAAAUACUUCCACAGUCUGCAUUUAUGCUUUUCCCAAGAGCCCCCACCCAAGUUUGAAAUGAAACUUUGUACAUGCUUGGUGUCUAAUGGAGAUUUCUCAGUCAUCCAGGUCAUGGUUGUCCCAAAGGUGCUUUUUGGCAACUGAACUUUCUGGGUUUUUCUUUUGAAGACGUUUUGCUUCUCAUCCAAGAAGCUUCUUCAGCUCUGACUGGAUGGUGGGGGUCAGGAACCGAAGAAGCUUCU
Molecule: messenger RNA, 5017 nt
Organism: Ahaetulla prasina
Lineage: Eukaryota; Metazoa; Chordata; Lepidosauria; Squamata; Colubridae
Gene: PRDM8
Product: PR/SET domain 8
Exons: 4
Coding region: 940-2913 (657 amino acids)
Biological process (GO): regulation of DNA-templated transcription
Cellular component (GO): nucleus
Molecular function (GO): protein binding
Source: RefSeq, a predicted model, not a curated record